CGCGCAUGCUCAGUUGCUCGGUUUUGUCCGGACAUUUUCGCCUCUUUGUUUUACCGAAAGUGGAUUUAACUCGGAUUCAGCCUCAGAUCAAGCAGCCUGUUAUGCUCUCAAACAGCGACGUGAUGCAGAAUCAAUAAUACCUCGUGUCAAAACAAAGGUGGCAGCCAGAUAGAGGACAGCAAAGAGAUGGCGGCAUUGGGGAACCCCGAGAUGCUGACCAGGAAGAUCAAGUUGUGGGACAUCAAUGCCCACAUUACCUGUCGUCUGUGUGAGGGUUACCUAAUUGAUGCCACAACAGUAACAGAAUGUUUACAUACGUUCUGCAGGAGCUGCCUGGUGAAAUACCUGGAAGAGAACAACACUUGCCCAACGUGCAGAAUUGUGAUUCAUCAGAGCCAUCCUCUACAGUAUAUUGGCCAUGACCGAACAAUGCAAGAUAUUGUCUACAAACUGGUGCCUGGACUUCAAGACGCGGAGUUGAAAAAACAGAGAGACUUUUAUCAGAAACUUGGUAUGGAAGUGCCUGGAGAUGUCAAAGGUGAAAUGUGCUCGACAAAGCCACACUUAGACCCACAACGAAAUGGUGAAACAAAACCAGAAGACACAUCAAACAAAGAGACAACAGAAGAGAAGCAGGAGGAAAAUAAUGAUUACCACAGAAGUGACGAGCAGGUAAGCAUCUGCUUGGAAUGCAAUAGCAGCAAGCUGCGGGGAUUGAAACGAAAGUGGAUCCGCUGCUCAGCACAGGCCACAGUCCUACACUUGAAGAAGUUCAUUGCCAAAAAGCUCAACUUGGCAUCAUUUAAUGAGUUGGAUAUUUUAUGCAAUGAAGAAAUCUUGGGCAAGGACCACACUUUGAAAUUCGUAGUCGUAACGAGAUGGAGAUUUAAGAAGGCACCCCUCCUGCUGCAUUACAGACCUAAAAUGGACUUACUGUAGGACAGACCGGUUGUUUUGGCCCAAGACAGUGCAAUGUUGUUAUUAUGCAGAGACUAUCAUCCAGCACGUCAUGUGACGCGAACCAGCAAACCACACACAGGAACUUCUGAUACUGUAACCGUGGGGAAAAAACAACCUUACUUUGUCCUCUGAGUCCUAGAUAUGUGAAAAAUUCAAGGAAAGCAUAUAUUUAUACUUUUGUACAGAAGAGAAAAUGGAAAAGGCACCAAGACACUACUGGUGCUUUAGUUUACAAAAACAAAACACUUUACAGUUUUGUACUUUCGGACACACUUCUUCCUUUGCUGCAAAACUACCAGGCUUUAUAUUUUUUACACCCAAACCAAUUUUGAAACAAAUCGGAUGCA
This is a messenger RNA of Acipenser ruthenus (sterlet), 1307 nucleotides long. RefSeq names its product polycomb group RING finger protein 3. Gene Ontology annotation, biological process: regulation of transcription by RNA polymerase II. Bases 187 to 939 code for a protein of 250 amino acids. The transcript is spliced from 10 exons. Gene Ontology annotation, cellular component: PRC1 complex. The record is from RefSeq and is a predicted model, not a curated record. NCBI's taxonomy places the organism in Eukaryota, Metazoa, Chordata, Actinopteri, Acipenseriformes, Acipenseridae.